Didymodactylos carnosus is the source of this 662-nucleotide messenger RNA. NCBI's taxonomy places the organism in Eukaryota, Metazoa, Rotifera, Eurotatoria, Philodinida, Philodinidae. The record is from the annotation of a GenBank genome assembly.
CGGCCACCGUUUCAUAGGGAAGCAUUUUGAUGAACUGUGAAUGCGAUUUUCGUGAUCAGUAUUCAAUUCUGAGUCAGAAAAAGUGUCAUUUAGCCAGUUUAGAGAAAAAAUAUUUUUCGACGUCCCUGAGGGGGACCUUUGCCCUAAAAUUUUUCGAAAAAAAUUUGAACGAUCUGAGAAUACAGUUUUACUCAGAAUUCGACGCUGAUUCCGAAUAUGUAUGACUCAUUGCGUAAUUUUUUGGGCACGAAACCUUACAUUCUGCCACUUGUCCAUUAUCCUAUAGUUAUCUCGUUCUUCUAGACUUCCACCUGCUCGAAUCUGUUCGACGAACUACAGAUGAGGAUGUCAAAGACUUUAUUUAUAGAGUUAGCGAAGAGCACGAUGAAUACAAGUUUCAAAAAUACAUAUCUCGAAAUAUUGUAACACUAGGGCGCACUCGUUCUGGAAAAACAACUAUGGCGAACGUUAUUCAAAAUGUAGCAUAUGUACCACCUGAGGUACAGCUUUGUUCAGAUACCAGAAGAAGUGUUGAAGUUCGCAGUUUGAUACUCAGUAGUAUGCAUUCGAUGUAUAAUAUUAAUAUCAUCGAUACACCGGGAUUUUACCAAAGAGUUCGAGAACUAGUCAUGCCAUUAACAAAUGAUGCGACCAAAACAUAA